Messenger RNA from Tachysurus vachellii, 1321 nucleotides. It is a transcript of the gene fezf2, whose product is annotated as FEZ family zinc finger 2. The record is from RefSeq and is a predicted model, not a curated record. The coding region runs from base 44 to 1321 and encodes 425 amino acids. NCBI's taxonomy places the organism in Eukaryota, Metazoa, Chordata, Actinopteri, Siluriformes, Bagridae. Gene Ontology annotation, cellular component: nucleus. The transcript is spliced from 4 exons.
CGAAGGACGCUGCUCACACCAAGUUCGGCAGGAAAACGAAGCAAUGGCGAGCUCUUUGCCCCUGGACACGGUCAUGUCCUGCCCGAGACUUGAGCCCAGGAGUGCGGUCGAUUCCUCUCCAAAACCAUUGGCUUUCUCCAUCGACAGGAUCAUGUCCAAGACGACGGAGGAGCGCAGAGGACCGGACAGCACAGAAGGGAAGAGAACGACGAAUUUAUGCGCACCCAUCCCUUGCAUGAUUCCUAUCCAGCCUUUAGCCUACGACCUCCAUGCCAAAGCGCUGGUGAACUAUUCUGAAUUUUGGAGAGCGAAUUUCCGGGGUGCGCUGUGUGCCUCGGCGGCGGCGACAUGUAAAUCCAGCUGCGGUGCGUGCCCUAAAACGGACUUGCUGCCAGGGAAUAGGGUUAUUAAACCUCAAGUUAUCCAUCAAGCAAUGACCAUGCCAGGCAACGCAUCAUUGUACUAUUUCAAUUACUUGGAUGCUGCGUAUCAUCAAUCCGAGCUGCUCAGCGGACAUUUGUUUUCCUCUGUGGUUGCCAAUUCGCAGGCGCAGGCUAUGACUGCGCACCAGAAGCUGCUUCUGCUUGAAAGCGCAAAAUUGGCUGAGAAAGUGCCAACGCCGCAGUAUCCACAUAAAGAGCGUCUGCCCGGACAGCUGGACCAUCUCAUGAAGGAGAACCACGCGCUGGGUUCUGAGAAAAACAACGUCAAGGUGCACAGCAAGGCGAAUACUUGUCCUGCGGACGGGAAACCCAAGAACUUCACGUGCGAAGUUUGUGGGAAGGUGUUUAACGCUCACUACAACCUCACGCGUCACAUGCCGGUGCACACGGGCGCCAGACCGUUUGUUUGCAAAGUGUGUGGGAAAGGUUUCCGUCAGGCCAGCACACUGUGUCGACAUAAAAUCAUACACACACAAGAAAAACCUCACAAAUGCAACCAGUGCGGCAAAGCGUUCAACAGGAGCUCCACGUUAAACACGCACGUGCGAAUCCACGCCGGCUACAAACCGUUCGUGUGCGAGUUUUGCGGAAAAGGUUUUCACCAAAAAGGCAAUUACAAAAAUCACAAACUGACGCACAGCGGCGAGAAACAGUUCAAGUGCACGAUCUGCAGCAAAGCCUUUCACCAGAUCUACAACUUGACUUUCCACAUGCACACGCACAACGACAAGAAGCCGUUCACGUGCGGGGCGUGCGGGAAAGGUUUUUGUCGGAACUUUGAUUUGAAAAAACAUGUGCGGAAACUACACGAAAAUAACGCGACAUGCAUACAGACGGGUGAGGAAUCUUCCAGAGUACAAAACAGAGAUUCGAUUUGA